Messenger RNA from Hevea brasiliensis (rubber tree), 1709 nucleotides. Its product is annotated as zinc finger protein ZAT3. Bases 445 to 1437 code for a protein of 330 amino acids. The record is from RefSeq and is a predicted model, not a curated record. The transcript has a single exon. NCBI's taxonomy places the organism in Eukaryota, Viridiplantae, Streptophyta, Magnoliopsida, Malpighiales, Euphorbiaceae.
UAAAGAAAAAAGAAAAAUAUAGGGUAAGAGUCCAUUACCAUAAACCUAAGCAGUGUAUUGAUGCAGAAAUGAAGCAAAAAAAAUCUAAUAAAAUAGCAAAAAAGCAACCAAAAUCUUGCCAAAAUUUAUUCCAGCAAAAUCGCAGAAAGGGCAAAUCCAACGUCAAGUAUUUUUUAUAAACGUCUCAGAUUCAAACCCACAACAUCAAACGGCAUCAAUCGGCUGAGUCAUCAUUAGAAGCAUGAUAACCUAGAAGGCACCGUAUCAUAUCUUUGCUUCAGAGAAAGAAAACCGCUUCUAUUCGAUUCAAUCUCUUCUCAGUUUCUCACGUUGUCCACUAACUGCCUAAACUGCACUAUAUAGGGUAACCUAUCCUCCAUUGUUACAGUUUUUCGGUUCUUCUCCGACCUUAAUAAUUUCUAUCCUCUAAUUUCCUUUGCCAAGAUGACCAACGACAACACUGAUUCUGCCUUGGAUUUCAAUUUCCCAUCAUCUUCUUCGAUCCCUGCUGCGAUCCCAUGCUACCAUCAUGAGAAACUGAGAAAGAAGCGAACCAAGUUGAUAAAGAUUGAACCCAGUUUAGUUCCUACUACUACUAGUGUUUCUGUUGUCACCAAGCCAAAAUAUCAGGGCAAAAAACCUGACCCUUCUGCUCCUAAGAUCACUAUGCCUUGUAGCGAGUGUGGUAAAAAGUUUUGGUCCUGGAAAGCACUCUAUGGCCAUAUGAGAUGCCAUCCUGAGCGCCUAUGGCGUGGGAUUAAUCCACCGCCUAAUUAUCGCAGACCUGUUUCUCCAAUUCCAGAGAUGGGUAAUGUAGAGGAAGCUGCAAUGACUUCAGCGGAUUAUGAAGCGGCUGCGUGUUUGUUAUUGUUGAAUGAUAGUGAUGGUGCAACAACAUUGGCCGAGAUGGAAUGCCGCGGCGGUGGUGGUAGUGACAGUGGUGAUGGUGCCAGACGUAGUAGUUUUCAUGUUCAUGAAGACUUGAAUGGUCGUUUUGAAUGCUUGAGUUGCAAGAAGGUGUUUGGAUCGCACCAGGCAUUAGGGGGUCACAGGGCAAGUCACAAGAACGUGAAAGGCUGCUUUGCAAUGAAUUGUGAGAUGGUUGAGGAUCACACUGGAAGUGGUGGCGGCGGCUGGCGUGGUCUGAAGGAGAAUGUGGAGGAUAAUAGUAUUGAUAAUAAGAUGUUGAUGGUGUUAGGGCACAAAUGCAGUAUCUGUUUGAGGGUGUUCUCUAGCGGGCAGGCACUGGGUGGGCACAAGAGGUGCCAUUGGGAGAAAGGGGAGGAAGCCGUAUCUUCAUCAAUGAAUCAAGGAGGAGUUGCAAGCAAGGAAGAGGAAGGUUGUGGGUUGGACCUGAACUUGCCUGCUCCAGUUGAAGAUGAAUCAUCCUCUUCUUAUUCAUUAGGCCUCGCCCUAGAUUUGACAUUGGGGCUUUGAAGGGAUAUUAUGGGGGUUUGUACGAAAAUUGGCUUGUAUUAAUAUAUAAAUAUUCCUGUAUCAUUGCUGUUGAUGCUCCAAAAUUGGGAAGCAUAUAUAUAUAUGUGUGUGUGUGUUAUAUAUAGGAAAAUUAAGUUAAGCUUGGAGAAAACUCUACUGUAAUUUAUUUCAGCGUCAUCUUUGUUGAUUAACAUAAAUAAUGUGCUUAAUUGCUUCAGUACAUAACCAUGUAGAAGAACAAAUUAAACUUUUUUUUUUUUUUUGGGAGAAUA